AGGAGCCUUUUACGUCUUGGAAGACGGGAUAAAAUGAUCAUCAAAGUCAUUAAAUGUUGGAUUUAUCAUCAUGGACAUGUUGUACAAAGUCUCCGAAAAGACACUGAAGUUCCAGGCCGCGCUUCAAAUCUUCUGAAAGGGCCACGGCCGCACGGAAGCCUGGAACGACGCAAGUGUUAGCUUCCGCUCAUAACAAACCGAUUUUGCUUCUGCGAGAGCAAAAUCACAGACUGCGAUAAAUCCACAGUCUAAAAUGCAGCCAUGACGACCUUGCCGCCUGAAUAGCAAACCCCGAUAGCAAGCCGCCAUACAUCACUGUCAAAGCACAGACUCCCCCAGCUACAUACAGGUGCCCUCCUGUGUCGAGACUUCCACUGAGCACCAGAGAGGAACGAUGCACUGGAAGCUUCCUCUGUUUCCCCAUCUUUCAUGUUCCUGUCAGACGCCGCAGUUUGGGAUGCCAUUCUACAUAAGUAGGCUGAUCCUCAAAGCCCUUCUUCUGCUCCCCGCCACUGCUCAUGCCCUCAUACCGAUACCGCAGGUGCCGAGGUUCGGGCAGCAAUGUAGCUAACAGCAGUCCUCAUUGAUAUCUGAUGGCAAGUCAAGUCUGUACAGUCACUUCCUCUCCAGCUGUGUUCGCACAAAGGUGAGAAAGUUGCACUUUAACAGCUGAGUCUAAAUUGGGCCCUGAGACGUGGGAGCAUUAUCGCAUUGGACUUGGAAGUGUAAAUCACUUUUCUCUCUCCCUUUCUCCCACAUCACUACUAUUGCGCUGCUAUAUUUGAUACUUCAUUUGCAAAUGCACAUAACACAAUGCUCAGUUACUGUGAACCCCAAGGAGCUGAACACUCACACAAAGACUGCACAGACAGAGAGAGCUCCUGACUUCCAGAUCACGUACAGACAUGUGUUUUUAAAUUCUGUAUUGUAUAUUUCAUCAUGAUGUGAAAAGGAUGGAAUUAAUUGCUGGUACCAGUGAAUAUUGAUCUACUAUACAAAUCAUAGAACUGAAUGUCAAUGUAUGAAAUAUAAAAUUCCUUUUAUGAUUAUUUAAUAGGAAUGCUUAGUUGUUUAUUGGUUAAGGCAAUGCGAACAAGAAAACAUGAUUCAUACACAAAAGCAAUACAAAGUGUUUCACACAAAAAAUCCAACCAAAAGCCAUAAAAAAACGAAUAUCUUUCUCACGUAGAGCAGUGGGAAGUGAUUUUAAACUGUUGGUGAAUAAAUGUAUAAAAGAGUUUAUUUCAAAGCUUUUUCAUCAUGGAUGGUUUGAUUAAAAUGCAAUGUGCCAUUUUAAUAACGCUGCUCUUACCUAGUAGCUCCUUUGCCCUUUAUUUAUUCAUUUCAUCUUUUGAUCUUUGCUGCCUUUUAAUCCAAAUAAAGCUGAAUAUGAAAUAUAUUGUAUCUGAACGAAAGCCAGAGCAUCACUUUACGUAUGAAAAUGUGCGUCAACAUCAAUGACCUCAUGUAUUGCCCGCGCGCUCUGAGCCUUUGUGUUCCUGCUCUUUGUGGUCCCAGCCAUGACCAGUUUCUGUGGCAACACGAUUUUGAAAAUAGCUUCCCACUCCAACGGCCCACUGCCGUCGUAAGUUGUUCCGGCUGCAGCCCACUCUUGAUGCAUGACUCAUUCAUCGCUCAUUAUCAUCCCACUCUCAUUUCAUCCCAACCGGGCUCCCCCUGCUUGGUUAUCAGAUGGGGAUGGUCGUGUGGGGGGCGGGGUAGUAGCUACUAUAAAGCCAGUGUCUCCAUGCUGCGAUUGGCUGGUGGGAUCCAUUUAAUCUGCUGUGACUGCUACAGGGUCCACCCCCUGUACUCCUCCCCCUCGCUCUGACUGCCCCAACAGCAUCCUCCUUACACAACACUGUGCUGUCUCUGUUCCAGGGAGAAUAUCAGCUCUGCACAGGGAGGAGAGGAUUAGCGCAGCCACUCAGCUCAUCUGCAUACACAUUCCCAGAGAAGCACAUGAGCACCCAGGGCUGCACCUCUUUUGUAUAAAAACCUGGCACUCCUACUACAGAGGCUCCACUUGAUCCACAGUCAUUGCUGUGAGAGGAUUUAAUAAGGACCACUAUUUUUCUCUGUGUUUUUUUCUUUUUUUGGAGGGGACUUUUUAGAAAUAUGUUUGUUGUCUGUGAUGUCUCUGUUUGACUGGGACAAUGCAAGUAGUAUUGUUUGAUACAGACUUGCUCUGAGCAUCAAGGAGGUUUUUUUGGGGACUUUUCUACUGGGUUUGUUCCAGCAUCCGGUUUGGGAAACAGCAGCAGCAGAAUGCCAUCUAGAGACUCCUACGAGGUUCAUCAGGAAGAGAAGUCCCUGGUGCAGAAGGCCAAGCGAGAGGCCAAUCAGGAGGAUAUUCUGGCGGCUGCUCUGGGGAUGAGGAUGGGGCCACAGAAACCUCCAGCCACUUUCUGGCAGCCACUUAAACUAUUCGCCUAUUCACAGCUCACCUCACUGGUACGCAGAGCAACGCUGAAGGAGAGUGACCGGACGCCCAAAUCUGAGAAAGUCCACAACUUUAAGGUCCAUACCUUCAGAGGGCCUCACUGGUGUGAACACUGUGCCAGCUUCAUGUGGGGACUGAUGGCCCAGGGGGUCAAAUGUGCAGACUGUGGUUUGAACGUCCACAAACAGUGCUCCUCUCUGGUGCCCAAUGACUGCAAGCCAGACCUGAGACACAUCCGUAAAGUCUACAGCUGUGACCUCACGACCCUGGUGAACGCUUAUAACACAGCGCGGCCCAUGGUGGUGGACAUGUGCAUACGAGAGAUUGAGUCCAGAGGACUGAAGUCUGAAGGCCUCUACAGAAUAUCUGGAUUCAGUGAUUCAGUGGAAGAAGUCAAGACGGCGUUUGACAAAGAGGGCGAGAAGACAGACAUCUCAGUGAACGCCUAUGAAGACAUCAAUAUCAUCACGGGUGCACUGAAACUGUACCUCAGGGAUUUGCCUGUUCCCAUCAUCUCGUACGACGCCUACCCCAGGUUCAUAGAGGCUGCAAAGUUCACAGACCCUGAAAAGAAGCUGGAAGCGGUCCGCGAGGCUCUUGCCCUGCUUCCGCCAUCACACAGUGACACGCUCAAGUACCUCAUGGCACACUUAAAAAGGGUAACACAGGAUGAAAAAUUCAACCUGAUGAACGCAGAGAACCUCGCCAUCGUUUUCGGGCCCACCCUCAUGCGUGCACCAGACCUGGACGCCAUAACAGCACUCAACGACAUCCGCUACCAGAGACAGGUGGUGGAGCUGCUCAUUAAAAAUGAAGACGUGCUGUUCUAAACGCAAAUCAGGACUUUUAUAGAACAAUGCUCUAAUCAUUCUUUUUGUGUCAAGACUUGAAUGAUUGUUUGUAUUACAUCUAUUGAUACUGGUUUGUUUUUUUGAAUGCCCGGUGUAUGGACUAGUGCUGACCUAACAUCUGUCCUCCCCUGUGCUGGGUGUGGAUGAACCUCACACUUGUACGUACUUUAUGUCUCCCCAUUUUUGUCGGGGGAUUUUUUUCAGAAGCUGACAUACCGGCAUGCAUGGUGCGAGAUCUUUGUUGCUUUGUAGUCGUGACCCAGCAUGUGUUCAAGCUCGUGUAGCGCUGUGAUUUUCCUUUUGUCUGUUCUGUAGAAGUUUUAGUCCACAUUCCCAGCUGCCUCUGUGCAGUUAUUUCUGUGAAACAGUGUAUAGCUGGAUGUAAAAAAUAAGCUACUGAUUUUUCUGGGGUAAUUUUUAUGAUGCUGUAUUUUUUUAUCUUCCCACUGUUUUUAUGUAACCUGCAGUGCUUAUAGUUGAAUGAGCCUUUUCCUGUUACUCAGUACACACUGGUACAUUUGCCUGACCGUAACAUUUCUAGUGUGUUAUAAACAGCAUUAUUUGUGAAUUUAAUUUUUUUUAAUGUAAUGUUUUUAUACACAACUUGUGCAUGAUCACUUUAAUUUAUUAAACCUUACUCCGAGA
Scophthalmus maximus (turbot) is the source of this 3939-nucleotide messenger RNA. RefSeq names its product chimerin 1 (gene chn1). Lineage: Eukaryota; Metazoa; Chordata; Actinopteri; Pleuronectiformes; Scophthalmidae. Gene Ontology annotation, molecular function: GTPase activator activity. The record is from RefSeq and is a predicted model, not a curated record. Bases 2269 to 3273 code for a protein of 334 amino acids. Gene Ontology annotation, biological process: regulation of GTPase activity; signal transduction. The transcript has 9 exons.